Molecule: messenger RNA, 852 nt
Organism: Lentinula edodes (shiitake mushroom)
Lineage: Eukaryota; Fungi; Basidiomycota; Agaricomycetes; Agaricales; Omphalotaceae
Exons: 4
Coding region: 1-852 (283 amino acids)
Source: RefSeq, a predicted model, not a curated record
AUGGACUAUCUGCCAAUCAACGCUCUUUCCGCUGUAAUCCUCGUAGCCGGCAAGGUCGAAUCCGAAGAUGAAGAAUGGAUCGGGCCUAAAGUUCCUGUUGUCCUAUACCGCCAAGUCCCUCCUCCCGCGAGCACUCUUGACGACGACUAUACGAGGGAAGAAAAACUGAACUUUUAUGACGUUUGUCCUCCAUAUCCCGAUCCUCCUUUCGAACUUCCGCUACCUGCAGGCUUGACUCUCCAUGUCUCUCUGGGAAAACUCUUGUCUGAAGGCCGAACCGGAAUGAUUUUCGAGUGUGAAUGUACCAUUCCUCAUGGGAACGAAAAGGGAUAUAAGAUCCCGCCCGUGGUGAUUAAGCUUGCAAGACAGUUUCAUACAAAAGAUAUAUCAAGAGAAGCAACAGCAUAUGAAUCCAUAACAUGCCUACAGGGCUCCGCUGUUCCACGAUGUUAUGGGUUCUUUCAAGCGCGGUUGUUUGAUUACUUUGAUUUCGGUCCUAUGUCUCUUCUCGUUAUUGAAAAACUUGGGGGCUUAUUAGAACUUGGAAAACCGCUUCCGAACGGUGCAGAGUCUGACCUCAAUGAUGUUGGUUCAGACUUGGCCAAGCUGCACAUCCUUCAUAGCGAUUUGCGUUGGGAAAAUAUUUUGUCUGUACUCCCACCCAGUGAGGGUGGUCUUCCAAGUUUACCUUCUCCAUUCACUGGCAAAAUUUAUGGCUGGAGGCUUGUUGAUUUUGAUCUGGCUAAGAGGACUACCCACCACAUAACCUUUGCUCAAGGACACUACAUCGGCCAUAUGGAGCGAGUGCUAAGCUGUAUACCAAUGGGUAUUCCCGUUCAACCAUGGGAAUGA